AUGACUGACUUCCUGUCGCAUACUUUUGCCUUACUACUGUCUGUCUUCAUUUCUGCCGCUCCCGUCCUCGGACGUAGUGAUGUUCUCGUACUCACAGAUGCAGAUUUCGACUACCUGGCGGCUGAGCACGAGACCAUGCUCGUGAAGUUUUAUGCACCAUGGUGUGGCCAUUGCAAGAAACUUGCCCCGGAGUUUGAAACUGCAGCCAGUCGACUGAAAGGGACGGUAACAUUAGCCAAGGUGGAUUGCACUGUUAACACUGAGAUCUGUGGACGAUUUGGGGUCACAGGUUACCCAAAUUUACAAAUAUUCAGAAAUGGGGAGUACUCAUCUUCCUAUGAUGGACCACGCUCUGCAGAUGGUAUUGUGAGCUAUAUGAAGAAGCAGGCAGGUCCCAACUCUUUGCCUCUGCACAGUGAGAGAGACCUUGACAGUUUCAUCAACCACUUUGAUGCCAGUGUGGUUGGGUUUUUUUCUGGGAGUGACAGCCCUCAAUUGGCAGAGUUUCAGAAAGCUGCCAGUUUGAUGAGGAACAGUUUUCGCUUUGCUCAUACCACAGACCUACAGAUCGGCAGCAGACACAGCGUGAACUCAGAGGCUGUGGUGUUGUUCAGGCCUCCCAGACUGAGUAGUAAGUUUGAGGAUAGUGUGGUGUCACACAGUGUGCCUUUAUCCAUCACUGGCCUGCGUCGCUUCAUUAGAGACAACAUUUAUGGAAUCUGUCCACACUUGACCAAGGAGAAUAAAGAUCAGCUGAAGGGGCGGGACUUGCUCACUGCUUAUUAUGACUUGGAUUAUGAGCACAAUCCCAAGGGCUCCAACUAUUGGAGGAACAGAGUAAUGAAAGUUGCUUCUCAGUUCAGCUCGCGGGGGUUGAUGUUCUCUGUGGCUAAUCGUAAAGACUUUUUGGAUGAGCUGGAGGAGGAGUUUGGCCUGGGUGCAUCUGAAGGAGGUGAUCUGCCAUUUGUCACCAUCAGGACACGAGGAGGUCACAAGUACACCAUGCGUGAGGAGUUCACGCGAGAUGGGAAGUCGUUGGAAAGAUUUCUGGAGGAUUAUUUUGCCGAGAGACUCAAACGUUACAUCAAGUCACAACCUGUGCCUACAACCAACAAAGGGCCUGUUAAGGUGGUGGUAGCAGACUCGUUUGAGGAGAUUGUCAAUGAGCGAGACAAAGAUGUGCUGAUUGAGUUCUAUGCUCCAUGGUGUGGUCACUGUAAGAAACUGGAACCCAAAUACGUGGAGCUGGCAGAACAGCUCUCUGGUAAUCCCAACAUUGUCAUCGCUAAAAUGGACGCAACCGCUAAUGAUAUCCCUCAAGGUUACGACGUGCAAGGCUUCCCCACAAUAUAUUUAGCUGCAGCAGGAAACAAGGAAGAACCGAAGAGAUACGAGGGAGUCCGUGAGGUGAAAGACUUCAUUCAUUUCCUGAAUAGAGAGGCAACUCACAGACCAGUCUUAAAAGGAGACAAAGAGGAACUAUGA
Chanos chanos (milkfish) is the source of this 1485-nucleotide messenger RNA. RefSeq names its product protein disulfide isomerase family A, member 8 (gene pdia8). The transcript is spliced from 13 exons. The coding region runs from base 1 to 1485 and encodes 494 amino acids. Gene Ontology annotation, cellular component: endoplasmic reticulum; cell surface. Gene Ontology annotation, biological process: response to endoplasmic reticulum stress; protein folding. The record is from RefSeq and is a predicted model, not a curated record. Gene Ontology annotation, molecular function: protein disulfide isomerase activity. Lineage: Eukaryota; Metazoa; Chordata; Actinopteri; Gonorynchiformes; Chanidae.